AUGGCGUCGUCCAGUGCUUAUUGUAUCACACGCUGUAUAGCCAUACGUUUAUUAUCAGGGAAUCGUACUGUGUUUUCUCGUCUUAGAUCUUUCGGGCAUGGUGAUGUACGUGCUCUGUCGAUAUUUGGAGUGCAGCGUUGUAUUUCUGGACGCUAUGUAAACAGUUGGAGAGAUGGUGGUUAUGUGACAUUGAGGGGACUGUCAGGGCUGAAGUGCUUCAGUGUACCUAGUGCUCACUCCUUCCAUACUAGCACUGUGUCACACAAUAAGAAGGACUUCUACGAAGUACUAGGAGUCCCUCGCACGGCUUCACAAAAAGAAAUCAAGAAAGCAUAUUAUCAGAUGGCUAAGAAGUACCAUCCUGACACCAAUCCAGAUGAUCCACAGGCCAAAGAGAAGUUUGCACAGCUGGCAGAAGCCUAUGAGGUUCUGGGAGACGAAGUGAAGAGGAAGCAAUAUGACACGUACGGCUCAGCUGAUCCAAACCAGGCCGGGGCGGGACAGCAGCAGUACUGGAGAGGGGGUACCAACGUCGACCCGGAGGAACUCUUCCGCAAGAUCUUCGGGGAGUUCGCGGGAGGACGAGGCUUUGGAAACUUCAGCUCUAUGUUUGACCAGACCCCCGAGUAUGUCAUGGAGCUGACUUUUAACCAGGCUGUGAGAGGUGUAAAUAAGGAGAUUGUGGUUAAUCUUGACGAUAAUUGUCAACGCUGUGAUGGGAAAGGUUAUGAACCGGGCACCAAGGUUCAGCACUGCCAUUACUGCAACGGCACGGGCAUGGAGUCUAUAAACACCGGGCCAUUCAUGAUGCGCUCUCCAUGUCGACGCUGUGGAGGGAGAGGAUCUAUCAUAAUCACACCCUGUGUCAUGUGCCGAGGGACGGGGCAGACCAAACAGAGACAGACCGUCAUGGUUCCAGUACCCGCAGGAGUGGAUGACGGACAGACAGUACGGAUGCCAGUGGGGAAGAGAGAGAUCUACAUCACGUUUAGGGUCCAGAAGAGUCCAGUGUUCAGAAGGAACGGAGCAGACGUCUAUUCUGAUCUGUUUCUGUCAGUGGCCCAGGCCAUUCUGGGUGGUACAGCUAGAGCACAGGGCCUGUAUGACACUGUUAACAUUGCAAUUCCACCAGGAAUGCAGCCAGGCCAGCGGAUCAGACUGGCCGGUAAAGGCAUUCAGCGAAUGAACAGCUCCAGUUACGGAGAUCAUUAUGUCCACAUCAAGAUUAAAGUGCCCACGAAACUGACACGGAGACAGCGAUCCCUCCUUCUGAGCUACGCAGAGGAUGAGACUGAUGUAGAGGGUACUGUUAACGGAGUGGUCAGACAAGCCAGAGAGGGGGGCAGCAGUGGUCAAAGUUCUGAGGGACAGAGCAAAACAGAGGAGGAGCAGGAAAAGGAGGAAGGGGGCUUCUUCUCCAAAUUAAAGAAAAUGUUUAGCUGAUUGCCCAGUUCAACCCUCCGUCAGUGACUGACGGUAGUGGGCGCGUUUCUCCUUUCCCUGUCCCAUGGCUACACCUCCCCGCAAACACACAGAGGAGAAGAAGAGUACUGCAUGGGCUAAAACAGUUACAGUUGGCAAACAGGCGAGGGUGACACCGCUCCCAUACGGAACCUUUGCAGAAGAAGACGUCGGGAGAGAUGCAGGAAUGUGGGACGUUCAGUACGAGACCCACUUGGUAAAAAAAAAAAAAGUGUCCGAAAUGACACGUACCUCAGACAUCUGAACAGAGAGAUGGUGACAAAAGUAUCCUGUCCUCCCAAUGAGACUUGAGCCAGGGACAAGUGAAGUCUGUCAUGUGAUGAGAAAGCUUAAGUAA
Messenger RNA from Chanos chanos (milkfish), 1819 nucleotides. It is a transcript of the gene dnaja3b, whose product is annotated as DnaJ heat shock protein family (Hsp40) member A3b. Gene Ontology annotation, biological process: negative regulation of apoptotic process; response to heat; protein folding. NCBI's taxonomy places the organism in Eukaryota, Metazoa, Chordata, Actinopteri, Gonorynchiformes, Chanidae. Bases 1 to 1443 code for a protein of 480 amino acids. The record is from RefSeq and is a predicted model, not a curated record. Gene Ontology annotation, molecular function: protein kinase binding; ATP binding; heat shock protein binding. The transcript is spliced from 12 exons. Gene Ontology annotation, cellular component: mitochondrion.